This is a messenger RNA of Microplitis demolitor, 2664 nucleotides long. RefSeq lists its product as uncharacterized. Gene Ontology annotation, cellular component: site of double-strand break. The transcript is spliced from 4 exons. Gene Ontology annotation, molecular function: single-stranded DNA binding; double-stranded DNA binding; double-strand/single-strand DNA junction binding. Gene Ontology annotation, biological process: DNA double-strand break processing involved in repair via single-strand annealing; double-strand break repair via homologous recombination. The coding region runs from base 201 to 1859 and encodes 552 amino acids. Lineage: Eukaryota; Metazoa; Arthropoda; Insecta; Hymenoptera; Braconidae. The record is from RefSeq and is a predicted model, not a curated record.
GUUUGAUUUAUUUUUUUUUUUUAUUUGUAAACAGGUGAAAAAAUUGAGUUCAAGUAAAUAUUUAUUUGAUUAUUGAAAUUUAAAAUAAAGAGUCGUUAAUGAAUUGAAUUAAAACAAGAAUGAUAAUUUUAUAUAUUUAUGGACAUAUGGAAGAUUUAUGCUGUUAACUUUUUAAUAGAAGAUCUGAAGUUUUUAAAACAAUGAAUAAUAAUUUGAAUUAUUUAAAUAAACGUCAAGCAAUUUUGAAAGCUGGUACUGAUGUUGAAGAAGCUUUGAAAAUUAUUUCGGAUACAUUUAAAGGUUUUCAAGAUGAUUAUUUGUCCCUACUAGAAGAUCAUCAACAAAUGAAAUUAACUUUACAAAAAUUUCAAGAAGAUAAAAAAAAUAUUUGUGGAUAUGACAAUAAAAAAUCUGAUACUUCAGUUAAUUUACUAAAUAACAAUAAUCAUAAAUCAUUUAUAAAUGAUUUCACUAUCGAAUCAGAUUCACCAGGAGUUGUCGAAAAUACUCAGUUAGAAUGUCGCUCUAAAGUAAAAUUAAAACUUUUAGAUAAAAAAAAAUUAAAUGGUAAAGUAAAAAGUCCAGCUAAAAUUAAGAGUCCUGUUAAAAGUAAUAAAAGUCCUAGUAAAAGUGGAGUCAAGGAAAAUAGAAUACCAGAGUUGAGUAUAAAUCGUAUUACUUCUGUACAACAAAAAUUAUCGGACUCGAAAGUUGGGAAACUAGGACUUAGUAAGACUGAUGUGCAAAUAAGUUUGACACCUUCUGGAAAAAUUUCACGUCAAAGUAAGUUGGUGUUGACGCAACCUAAACGUAAAUUAUUAUUGACUAAUCCAGAUGAAUCUCAUAAUAAUGAUAAUCAUAAUAAUGGCAGUACUAAUUAUAGUAAAUCAAUAAUAAAUCCAGAUGAUUUAAAUUUUGAUACAACGCUGUUUGAAAUUCCUUUCACGCAAGAAAAAACUCCUGAAAAAAAAUCAUUGGAGCAUCGAGAAGAAGAAAAAGUAGUAGCAAAAAAUUACAAUCCUUUUAAAAAUCAAUCUACUCCUAAAAUAAAUAAUGCGAGUGAUAGAAAUAAAACCGCCCGAGUGAAUGAGUCUCAGUCGCUCAUCAGGUCGGUUAAUAAAAAACCAGUGGAGAGAAAAUCUCAGAGUGAAAUCGCGACUUGCAUCACUCAGGAGUUGAACCAGACUGAUAAUAUAAAUGAAUCGGAUUUUUUUUCUCUUGAUAAUAACGUUGACUUUGAGUCUCAGGACUUGGACUCCCUUACUUUGUCACCUGAUGAAACUUAUUGCGAUGACGCAGAGUCUAUUUUGAAAAGAAAAAAGGCUGUUAGUGACAAUAGAGAUAAUGAUGCGGGUACUAGUGGAAUUAAAAGAAAGUUUGAGGCCAUCGCUGGUCCGUCAAAUGUUGAUAAUAAAAUUAAUAAUAAUAAUAAUAAUAAUAAUAAUAAUAAUAAUAGUAAUAAAUUAACGCCAGAUGAGUUGAAAGAAUUGGAAGUCGUUAAUAUCAGCGACUGGGACACUGAUACUUCAAGUGAUAAAUGGCCAAGUACUCCACUGAAAAAACGUGUUCCUGUUGAUAGUUUUAAUCGAAUACCAGAGAAGAAAAAAACCAGUCCACAAAAUGCUUACAAAGGUGACGUAGUUCGUAAGAAAGACGAGAGAGCUAAAUUACGUGGCUGGGAUUGUUCUGAUUGCGAAAAGUAUUACAAUAUUAUAGGAUUGAGUGAAAAAGAAAAAAGAGAACGUAAAAAUCAAUGCUCACGUCACAGAUCAAAAUUUAAUGAACGAUAUUAUACACCACCUGGUUUUUGGGAUCCAGUCUUCCCCGACACCAUCGACUCGAGUCAAGAAAACAAUUGAUUAUUAUUUAUUUUAAUUAUUUAAAUUGUUGUAAAUAUUUAAUUGUAAAAAAUUAAAAUUAUUUUUUGAUAAAUAAAUGAUUAUAUUAGGGUUGCCCAAAAAAACUGACUAUUUUUUUUUCGAGUCUCUUAUGAAAAUUUGUUGGUUUACGAUGUUUUAAGAAACCUCUCUAAAAAACAGCUUGAUAGAAAAUUUUCAAGAGGCCGCUCACGAAUUUUGAAAAUAUAAAAAAUGAUCGAAAUAAACCUCGCUCAAGAGUUUUAUAUGUUUCCAAGUGCUGUCUUUUGAACGCUUUCAAGCAACCUUUGAAUAUUAAUAAUAAAGCUUCUCGAUUUUUUCACCAUCAAUUUGCAUCACAAUGAAUGAAAAUAUAACCCGAGAAAUAUAAAUAAUAAGUUAUUUGCAUACUUUUUUAUUUUUUAAUUCAAUUUUUAGGUUUUUUCGCUUAUUCAAAACUUACCAAAUUUUAUUAUUUGAGACUGUCCUGUAUAUUUUCGGUUAUACAAAAGUUAUAUUUUAGUGAAGUGAGUAUAAUUGAGUUAUAACAAAAUAUAUAAACUAAUUCAAAGUAUUAGUUACAUAUUAUCAGUUAAUAUUCCAAAUUCUUGAGCGCCGUUUAAAUAUUUAAAUUUUGGACUGAAAUUUUCAGCAUAGGCAUGAUUUUAUAAAUAUAAACUAUUGCUGCCACGCCAAAGAAAAAAUGUAGAAGUAAAAAAUCCGAAUUUCAAUCAUUUUUGAUAUUUUCAAAAUUCGUGAGCGACUUCUUGAAAAUUUUUUAUCGAGCUGAUUUCUGAAGAGGCUUCUU